GCACCCAGCUCAGACACAGCGCUUGCGCGCGCAUGAGCGGACGGGCGUGUGGAGACAGCGGCUGCGCGGCCGGCGUGAGGCUUCGUGAAGCUCACACCGAGCGCCAGAAGGAAAUCGGCUAUCGUUUGUUAGGCCUAUAAAGUAUUUAAACAACAGUGAUUGCCUCCAGGACGUGUUGUGAUCUGUUACAGGAAUGUGUUUCUGAUCGAAUCUCAAUCAUGUUGUCAAACUGCUUGCAAAAUUUCUUAAAAAUGACAAGCCCUCAUGUAUAUCCAAGAUUAUGCCAGCGACUAAUAGGAAGUAAAAGGAGGUUUUCCGGAACUGUGCCAACGUUCAGAUUUCGUAGGCGGGUUGUCAUUACAGGCAUUGGCUUAGUGACUCCUCUGGGUGUUGGAACUCAGCUGGUAUGGGAUCGUCUCAUCCGAGGAGAGAGUGGAAUUAUUUCAUUGGUCGGUGAGGAGUAUAAGAAUAUCCCUUGCAGUGUUGCUGCUUAUGUGCCAAGAGGUGGUGAUGAAGGUCAGUUCAAUGAACAAAACUUUGUGUCCAAAUCCGAUAUCAAGUCCAUGUCUUCUCCAACCGUUAUGGCCAUUGGGGCUGCAGAGUUAGCCAUGAAAGAUUCUGGCUGGCACCCUCAAUCAGAAGCUGAUCAAGUGACUACUGGAGUUGCAAUUGGCAUGGGAAUGGUUCCUCUUGAAGUUGUUUCUGAAACUGCUUUAAUGUUUCAGACGAAAGGUUAUAGUAAAGUCAGCCCAUUCUUUGUCCCUAAGAUUCUAGUCAAUAUGGCAGCAGGCCAGGUCAGCAUUCGAUAUAAACUCAAGGGCCCCAAUCAUGCAGUGUCUACAGCCUGUACCACAGGAGCUCAUGCUGUGGGAGACUCCUUUAGAUUUAUAGCCCAUGGUGAUGCUGAUGUGAUGGUGGCUGGAGGUACGGAUUCUUGCAUUAGUCCUUUAUCUCUUGCUGGGUUUUCCAGAGCCCGUGCUCUGAGCACAAACCCUGAUCCUAAGUUGGCAUGUCGACCAUUUCACCCCAAAAGAGAUGGUUUUGUAAUGGGAGAAGGUGCAGCUGUGCUGGUGCUGGAAGAAUAUGAUCAUGCCAUGGAACGAGGGGCGCGGAUCUACGCAGAAAUUUUGGGCUAUGGACUCUCAGGUGAUGCUGGUCACAUAACUGCGCCUGACCCUGAAGGAGAAGGUGCCUUAAGAUGUAUGGCUGCAGCUGUAAAAGAUGCAGGUGUACAACCUGAAGAGAUAUCCUAUGUCAACGCGCAUGCUACUUCCACCCCAUUGGGAGAUGCUGCUGAAAACAAAGCUAUCAAACAUCUUUUCAAAGACCAUGCACCUGCCCUUGCAGUUUCUUCAACUAAAGGAGCCACGGGACAUCUGUUGGGAGCUGCAGGGGCAGUUGAAGCAGCUUUUACUGCUUUGGCUUGUUAUUAUCAAAAACUACCACCUACUUUAAACCUGGAUUGUACAGAACCAGAAUUUGAUCUCAAUUAUGUUCCACUAAAGGCACAGGAAUGGAAAAUUGAGAAAAGAUGUAUUGGACUCACCAAUUCCUUCGGUUUUGGUGGUACUAAUGCAACACUUUGUAUUGCUGGCAUGUAGGACAAAUAAUUUGUAAUUAAAUAUGAUUUUUUAAAAAAAUAUGAACUAUA
Lontra canadensis (Northern American river otter) is the source of this 1651-nucleotide messenger RNA. RefSeq names its product 3-oxoacyl-ACP synthase, mitochondrial (gene OXSM). Gene Ontology annotation, molecular function: 3-oxoacyl-[acyl-carrier-protein] synthase activity. The record is from RefSeq and is a predicted model, not a curated record. The coding region runs from base 219 to 1601 and encodes 460 amino acids. The transcript is spliced from 3 exons. Gene Ontology annotation, biological process: fatty acid biosynthetic process. NCBI's taxonomy places the organism in Eukaryota, Metazoa, Chordata, Mammalia, Carnivora, Mustelidae.